AGACACAACUUGUUACACAUGAAGCAUAGAGGAGAACCGAACGAAGUUGCAGGAAAAAUGUUCAUGUCUCCUAAAAGCUCAAAGAAAGAGUUGAUAGAAAAGAGCUCUUGAGAGCCAAAAAUCAAAGAACUGAGUAUAAUUAUGAUUGAAUGGUCAUAAUGUUCAAGAACAGCAGCAUCUCAAGCAUGUUCCAUCUUCGACACCACCAGCGAUGGGUGAACAUCUUGAACCAAAUUCCCAAAUGGAACUUGUUGGUCACUCGAUUGUGUUGACAUCGUAUCCAUAUCCAGACCCACAUUAUGGGGGAAUAAUGGCAUAUGGGGCACAAGUACAUCCUUAUUUACUAGGUAUCCAUCAGACUAGAAUGCCUUUGCCCCUUGAAAUGAAAGAGGAGCCUGUUUAUGUGAAUGCAAAGCAGUAUCAUGGAAUUUUGCGGCGAAGGCAAAUACGAGCUAAGUUGGAACUGGAAAAGAAAGUAAUAAAAGCUAGGAAGGUAGGAGUUACAGUUUGUGGUUUCUAUUCUUUAAAUGAGAUAAAAGUGCCAUCAAUUAUUAACUAUGAAAUACUGCUUGCUAUUCGAACCUCAAAACCUUCAUUCCCUGACCCUACAAACAAACCACCAAAUAAGGUAGAGACAGACUAG
Molecule: messenger RNA, 643 nt
Organism: Camellia sinensis
Lineage: Eukaryota; Viridiplantae; Streptophyta; Magnoliopsida; Ericales; Theaceae
Source: RefSeq, a predicted model, not a curated record